CUGACGAUCCACACACAGAAGAGUUUCAUCGUUAAGACACAAAUAAAAAAUGCGCCCACACAUAUAAAUUAUCUCAGCCGUCCUCCUCCUCCUCCUCCUCCUCCUCCUCCUCAUUUUCUUAUCUCUCUCUUUCAACAGAACACAAUUUUUGUAAAUGGUCUCUAAGAAUCCGAACCCUGCAGACGGAUGUUUCUUGGAUCCGAACGGUAUGACCGUUGUUCCUGCUAUCGGACCGUUCACGGCCGUGGCGGCGGAUGCGACGGAGACCGUCUCUUCGUCGGAGGAUCUGAGCAAGAAGAUUAGGAAGCCUUAUACCAUCACCAAGUCGAGGGAGAGCUGGACCGAGCCUGAGCACGACAAGUUCCUCGAAGCUCUUCAGCUGUUUGACAGAGACUGGAAGAAGAUUGAAGCUUUUAUUGGGUCAAAGACUGUGAUUCAGAUACGAAGUCAUGCUCAGAAGUAUUUUCUCAAGGUACAAAAGAGUGGGACCGGUGAACAUCUCCCUCCUCCUCGACCUAAAAGGAAAGCCGCUCAUCCAUAUCCUCAGAAGGCUCAUAAGAACGUUCAACCUCAGUUACCAGGUUCCUUCAAAGCAUCAGCACCUGAACCAAUUGAUCCGAGUUAUAUGUUUAGGCCCGAGUCUUCUUCGAUGCUGAUGACAUCUCCAACCACUGCUCCUGCAGCAGCAGCUCCGUGGACUAAUAAUAAUGUGCAAACAAUUAGCUUCACACCCCUGCCAAAAGCAGGAGCAGGAGCGAAUAACAACUGUUCUAGUAGCUCUGAAAACACUCCUAAACCACGGUCCAACAGGGACACAAAUGAGCAGGCUAAUCCUGGCCAUUCAUUAAGAGUUUUACCGGACUUUGCUCAAGUUUACAGCUUCAUUGGAAGUGUGUUUGAUCCGUACGCAAGUAAUCACCUACAAAAACUGAAGAAGAUGGACCCCAUCGAUGUGGAAACGGUGCUACUAUUGAUGAGGAACCUAUCCAUCAACUUGUCUAGCCCCGAUUUUGAGGAUCAUAGACGGCUUCUCUCGGCUUAUGAUAUCGGUUCUGAGACAGCAACUGAUCCUGGUGGAGUGAGUAAAACCUUGAAUAAAGAAGCACCCGAAAUCUCUACUUGAAAGUUAAUAAAAAAGGGGACGGACAAUCACGAUGUUAAGUGUCUCAGGUGGAGCAAAACCCUGAGAUUCUGUUGUGGGUUUUGUUUGUACAUAUGAAGAAGAUGAAGCUUGACAUUGAGCGGUUUUUGUUUUAUAUAAUACAUAGUUUGGAUUAUGUAUGGUAAAAGCAGAGUGUAUUACUACAAACACCAUUAGUCUUAUCUCUACUUCAGCUUUUGUUUAAGCAUGUUACAGUCUGUCUGAUGGAGAGCAAAUCUCUUAGACGUGUCUUAGGUUUUUUUUCUGAUAUAGUGUAACAUAGGAGCCACAUAAAUAAACAUCAAUUCAAUUUUA
Messenger RNA from Raphanus sativus (radish), 1456 nucleotides. RefSeq names its product protein REVEILLE 6. Gene Ontology annotation, molecular function: DNA binding. Bases 155 to 1123 code for a protein of 322 amino acids. The transcript has 8 exons. The record is from RefSeq and is a predicted model, not a curated record. Lineage: Eukaryota; Viridiplantae; Streptophyta; Magnoliopsida; Brassicales; Brassicaceae.